Varanus komodoensis (Komodo dragon) is the source of this 1191-nucleotide messenger RNA. RefSeq names its product protein ANTAGONIST OF LIKE HETEROCHROMATIN PROTEIN 1-like. The transcript is spliced from 2 exons. The record is from RefSeq and is a predicted model, not a curated record. Bases 1 to 1191 code for a protein of 396 amino acids. NCBI's taxonomy places the organism in Eukaryota, Metazoa, Chordata, Lepidosauria, Squamata, Varanidae.
AUGGAUGCCUCCCAGAGAGAGGCUGCUGUCCUGUGUGUUGUGCAGUCCGGGACGCUGAUGAUGGAGUACCUGCGUGCCAGCGGCGAGGCAUCGUCGGCAGCGGCGUCCCGGCGCCGGUGGGCCUUCCUGCACACUCUGGGGCAGAGAGGGAGCACCGAGUGGUGGGACCGCACGGUCCUGGAGACGUGGGAUGACCACCAGUGGCUGCAGAACUUCCGCAUGCGCCGGGCGACCUUCCUGGAGCUCUGUGCGCAGCUGGCCCCGGCCCUGCAGCGCCAGAAGACGCGGAUGCGGGUCCCGCUGAGCGUGGAGAAGCGCGUGGCCAUCGCCCUCUGGAAGCUGGCCACGUCCGUUUGCUACCGCGACGUGGGCAACCAGUUCGGCGUCGGCAGGUCCACCGCCGGCUCGGUGGUGCUGGAGGUCUGCCGGGCCAUCCAGAGGGUGCUCAUGCGCAGCACGGUCACCGUGGGUGGGGGCCUCCCCGAGAUCAUCCAGGGCUUCCGGGCACUGGGCUUCCCCAACUGUGCCGGCGUGGUGGGCACGACCCACAUGCCCAUCCUGUGCCCCCCUCACCAGGCGGCCGAGUACGUCAACACGAAGGGGUACUACUCCAUGGCGCUGCAGGCGCUGGUGGACCACCGGGGGAAGUUCACGCACCUGAGUGCCGGCUGGCCGGGGAAGACCCACGAGGCCAAGAUCUUCAACAAAUCCACCUUGUUCACCAAAGGGCAGGAGGGGACGCUCCUUCCCCCGGGGGCGGUGGAGAUCAAUGGGGUCUCUGUACCCCGCGUCAUCCUGGGGGGCCCGGCCUACCCCCUUCUCCCGUGGGUGAUGGUUCCCUACACGGAGGGGCUGGACAGAGCCAGGGAGGCCUUCAACGCCUCCCUGAGCCGCUGCCACGAGCCCCUGGAAGAGGCCUUCAGCCGGCUGAAGGGGCGCUGGCGGUGCCUGACGGGCCGCAACGACUGUGCUGUGGAGAACCUUCCCCGCCUGAUCUCGGCCUGCUGCGUCCUGCACAACAUCUGCGAGGAGAAGGGCGAGGCCUACAAGGACACGUGGGAGGCCGAGGCCAGGCAGCUGGCCGCCACCUUCGAGCAGCCCCUCCAGCGGCCCGACACCCGCAUCAAGCCCGCCGCCCGGUCCGAGAGGGUCCGCGAGGCCCUCUGCAUGUACAUCGCCAGCGUGGCCUGA